Messenger RNA from Delphinapterus leucas (beluga whale), 3637 nucleotides. It is a transcript of the gene ABCD1, whose product is annotated as ATP binding cassette subfamily D member 1. Gene Ontology annotation, biological process: peroxisome organization; long-chain fatty acid import into peroxisome; very long-chain fatty acid catabolic process. Lineage: Eukaryota; Metazoa; Chordata; Mammalia; Artiodactyla; Monodontidae. The record is from RefSeq and is a predicted model, not a curated record. Gene Ontology annotation, cellular component: peroxisome; peroxisomal membrane. Gene Ontology annotation, molecular function: long-chain fatty acid transmembrane transporter activity; ATP binding; ATP hydrolysis activity.
UUCCCGGCGGGUGGCGGAGUCACAGUCGCUUCAGCCAGGCUGCGGAGCGGACGCACGCGCCCGGUGCCCCGGGGGAGGAGGAGGUGGAGAGGAAAAGACGCCCUCUCUGCCCGAGACCUCUGGAGGCUCUGACCCCAGGGGCCAGGGGACUGACAAGUUCCUCCACCUCGGCUGCCUGAAGAGGCCACGACCCUGGAGGCCCCUGAGCCCACCGCACCAGGGGGCCCAGCACCACCCGGGUGGCCUAAAGCGACAGUAUCUGGGACCACUGCGAGGUUUCCAGUUGCCUAGACAACGAGCCUGGGGUCAGAGCCUCCACCCUUCCAGCCACCUGCCUCCUCUGCUGCCUCAGGCACCAGUCCCAGACCCGUGAGUCCAGCCCAGGUGACAUGACGGUGCUCUCGACCCCCCGGCCCUCGCGGGUGACCACGCUGAAGCGCACAGCUGUGGUCCUAGCCCUCACGGCCUAUGGAGCCCACAAAAUCUACCCCCUGGUGCGGCAGUGCCUGGCUCCGGCCAGGGGCCCUCAGACGCCGGCUGGGGAGUCCGCGCAGGAAGCUUCCGGGGCCACGGUGGGCGCAGCGGCCAAGGCCGGUGUCAACCGGGUGUUCUUCCAGCGACUCCUGCGGCUCCUGCGGCUGCUCUUCCCCAGGAUCCUGUGCCGGGAGACGGGGCUGCUGGCGCUGCACUCAGCCGCCCUGGUGAGCCGGACUUUCCUGUCGGUGUAUGUGGCCCGCCUGGACGGCCGGCUGGCCCGCUGCAUCGUGCGCAAGGACCCCCGGGCCUUCGGCUGGCAGCUCCUGCAGUGGCUCCUCAUCGCGCUCCCCGCCACCUUCGUCAACAGUGCCAUCCGCUACCUAGAGGGCCGACUGGCCCUGGCGUUCCGCAGCCGGCUGGUGGCCCACGCCUACAGCCUCUACUUCUCCCAGCAGACCUACUACCGGGUCAGCAACAUGGACGGGCGGCUCCGCAACCCGGACCAGUCCCUGACGGAGGAUGUGGUGGCCUUUGCCGCCUCCGUGGCCCACCUCUACUCCAACCUGACCAAGCCGCUCCUGGACGUGGCUGUGACCACCUAUACCCUGGUUCGAGUGGCCCGCUCCCGCGGGGCCGGCACAGCCUGGCCCUCGGCCAUCGCUGGCCUUGUGGUGUUCCUCACGGCCAACGUGCUGCAAGCCUUCUCGCCCAAGUUCGGGGAGCUGGUGGCAGAGGAGGCGCGGCGGAAGGGGGAGUUGCGCUACAUGCACUCCCGGGUGGUGGCCAACUCGGAGGAGAUUGCCUUCUAUGGGGGCCACGAGUUCAGGGUAGCCCCCCAGCAGUUGCCCAAAGAAACAGGCAAGGUGGCUGCCCUCAGCCCAUGUCGAGAAGCUGUCCAGGGCAAAGAGAGGGGUGUGGUGAGCACUCCAACUGAAGAGGUGGAGCUGGCCCUGCUGCAGCACUCCUACCAGGACCUGGCUUCGCAGAUCAACCUCAUUCUGCUGGAACGCCUGUGGUACGUCAUGCUGGAGCAGUUCCUCAUGAAGUACGUGUGGAGCACCUCGGGACUGCUCAUGGUGGCAGUCCCCAUCAUCACUGCCACCGGACACGCGGAGUCAGACUCGGAGGUGGCGAAGAAGGCGGCCCUGGAGGCGAAAGAGGAGGAGCUGGUGAGCGAGCGCACGGAAGCCUUCACCAUCGCCCGCAACCUCCUCACAGCUGCCGCGGACGCCAUCGAGCGGGUCAUGGUGUCCUACAAGGAGGUCACAGAGUUGGCUGGCUACACAGCCCGGGUCCACGAGAUGUUCCAGGUAUUUGAAGACGUCCAGCACUGCCGUUUCAAGAGGCCCGGGGAGCCAGAGGACACUCAGGCAGGGUCCGGGGCCAUGGUGAGGUCUGGUGUCCGUGUGGAGGGGUCCCUGCAGAUCCGAGGCCAAGUGGUGGAUGUGGAGCAGGGGAUCGUGUGUGAGAACAUCCCCAUCGUCACGCCCACGGGGGAGGUAGUGGUGGCCAGCCUCAACAUCAGGGUGGAAGAGGGCAUGCACCUGCUCAUCACGGGCCCCAACGGCUGCGGCAAGAGCUCUCUGUUCCGUAUCCUGGGCGGUCUCUGGCCCACCUAUGGUGGCGUGCUCUACAAGCCCCCACCCCAGCGCAUGUUCUACGUCCCCCAGAGGCCCUACAUGUCUGUGGGCUCUUUGCGUGACCAAGUGAUCUACCCGGACUCUGUGGAGGACAUGCGAAGGAAGGGCUUUUCGGAGCAGCACCUGGAAGCCAUUCUGGACAUCGUGCACCUGCACCACAUCCUGCAGCGGGAAGGAGGUUGGGAGGCCGUGUGUGACUGGAAGGACGUUCUGUCCGGGGGCGAGAAGCAGAGAGUUGGCAUGGCCCGCAUGUUCUACCACAGGCCCAAGUACGCCCUCCUGGAUGAAUGUACCAGUGCCGUGAGCAUCGACGUGGAAGGCAAGAUCUUCCAGGCGGCCAAGGAUGCAGGCAUUGCCCUGCUUUCCAUCACCCACCGACCCUCCCUGUGGAAGUACCACACACACCUACUACAGUUCGACGGGGAGGGUGGCUGGAAGUUCGAGAAGCUGGACUCGGCCGCCCGCCUGAGCCUGACUGAGGAAAAGCAGCGGCUUGAGCAGCAGCUGGCGGGCAUCCCCAAGAUGCAGCGGCGCCUCCAGGAGCUCUGCCAGAUCCUGGGCCAAGGCCCUGGAGUCCUGCAGGCCGCUGCCACCUGACAGACGGCCCUGGCUCUUAGCCCUUGGCCCACGCCCCACACCAAGCCCUCGGAUCACGUGAAGGAAACGGAGCGCCUGCCCACCGAGCCUUCCCCCCCACCGCCCCGCUGCGGGCCCACCCUGCAUGCUUUGCUGUCCUCCCAGGCCUCCCAGAGGACAGCCAGCGAAACCCGUGCCCACUUCCCAGCCCCACCAGACUGGGACCUGGGCAAGUAGAAGGGGAGAGGGGCCAGAGGCGCGGCCCCGCUCACAGCACCAGCCUGUGCCCAGGAGCCUUGGUGUUUGCGGGGCAGCGCCUCCUAAGUCUGGAGUCCCCCCAUUCCCUCCUCUGCGGUCCCUUGGAGACAUCACAGACGGUCCAUCUCUCUAUUGCCAUCAUCCCAGUGGCCCGCCGGGGCUCCCGUCCCCCGGAACACCCUCACUGCCAUAAAAACGGCCAAGUGGGCCCUGCGAUGAGGCAGGGCCCGUCAUCUGUGCCCCUUCUCCCCACCAGUCAUCCCAAAGAGCCCUCGGGAGAAAGAAUUGCACAACAUUUCCUACCGAGCAAUGACAAGAAUGUAGUCCCCGUCCGCCUCCGUCCCUAGCCCUCUCUCCUUCAAGCUAAUUUAUUGGAUUCCCCUUUGCAGCCCUCUCCAUCUUCAACAUGAGCACCCUGCUAGCGGGAGAGGUGGCCUGGGCCCCCAGCCAGCCCGCUACCCCACCGGCCUACACUGCCAACCACCAGGGCGUGGGUGGGGGCGGGGACGCUGGGGCUGCCAGUUCAGUGCCAAAGAGGGGUCAGUGGGGAAGCUGUCUCUGCAAAGACUGCCCCCACCCGAGGGGGAGACCCCGCCACCGCGCCGCCGUGUGCCUUUCGGGCCCUCAGCCCUCGGGUCGGGGAACCUCCCUCAGUUCCUCAGUAAAAACCUCCUGUGGAAAGUGCA